Molecule: messenger RNA, 3068 nt
Organism: Myxocyprinus asiaticus (Chinese sucker)
Lineage: Eukaryota; Metazoa; Chordata; Actinopteri; Cypriniformes; Catostomidae
Product: cyclin-K-like
Exons: 13
Coding region: 558-2096 (512 amino acids)
Biological process (GO): regulation of transcription by RNA polymerase II; positive regulation of DNA-templated transcription, elongation
Cellular component (GO): cyclin/CDK positive transcription elongation factor complex; nucleus
Molecular function (GO): cyclin-dependent protein serine/threonine kinase activator activity
Source: RefSeq, a predicted model, not a curated record
AUUCAAGUUCAAUUACGGACGUGACGUGAGGUCCGCGAUGUGGAACAGAACCAAAGCGCUGGGGGCGACUAGUGGAAGCAGACCGGGUACAGAGGGGUCGCCGUGCGCACCAGCAGUGUGUGUGGUAAACUUUGAUCUUAACAGACUUAACCAGAGGCUUCUCCCUUUCAAGAUGUCUUUUUGAUAUAUUGGUCGGAGGUUGACCACAUUGUAGUCCGAUGCACCCUGUGGAGGCAAGGGAGAAGCAGAAAAGGCACCUUUAACAUUUGAAAGCUCUUUGAGUCGCGCUUAAUCCUCCAGGCCUCAAGGUGGUGCUGAAGCGGCUCUCGUGUGUUAAAUGACGCAGCUGAGCUAGUAUGGGGCAAUAGAAGAAGACUCGCUGUAAAUGGCCACCUCCACCUCCUGAAUGUGAGCCCGAAUAAGAUUAAAAUUACACCGAUUUGCUGAAUUCACCGGUAUUAUCAUCCUGUCAUAUAUCACAACGCACAGACUUGCAAAUUGAUUGCUGUCUGACGGACUGUCAGUCCAGUCUGGAAUCAGCUGUCCCUUCCUGCCAAAUGAAGGAGAAUUCUAACGCCACUUCUGGGAGUUUCGCCACAAAUCUGGAUCACAUAAAACCAUGCUGGUACUGGGACAAGAAGGAUCUGGCCCACACCCCGUCCCAGUCGGAUGGCCUGGACCCGGCCACAGAAGCCCGAUACAGACGAGAGGGAGCCAGGUUCAUCUUUGACGUUGGAACUCGUCUGGGACUACAUUAUGACACGCUGGCGACCGGGAUAACAUACUUUCAUCGUUUUUACAUGUUUCAUUCUUUCAAGCAGUUCCCCAGAUAUGUGACCGGGGCUUGCUGUCUCUUCUUGGCUGGUAAAGUGGAAGAAACCCCUAAGAAGUGUAAAGACAUCAUUAAAACGGCUCGCAGUCUGCUCAACGACGUGCAGUUUGCCCAGUUUGGAGAUGAUCCAAAGGAAGAGGUCAUGGUCCUGGAAAGAAUUUUACUCCAGACAAUCAAGUUUGAUUUACAAGUGGAACACCCCUACCAGUUUCUUCUGCGCUACGCUAAACAGCUAAAAGGGGAUAAGAACAAAGUUCAGAAGCUUGUGCAGAUGGCGUGGACAUUUGUGAAUGACAGUCUCUGCACAAUGUUGUCUCUUCAGUGGGAGCCAGAGAUCAUAGCUGUGGCAGUUAUGUACCUCGCCGGCAGACUGUGUAAAUUUGACAUCCAGGAGUGGACGUCUAAGCAGUCGUCUCGUCGCUGGUGGGAGCAGUUCGUACAAGACGUGCCAGUAGAGCUGCUGGAGGACAUCUGCCAUCAGAUCCUGGACUUGUACUCUCAGGGUAAGCAGCCGAUACCCCAGCAACCUCAGAUACAGGACAAAGAGAAACCACCACCACCUUCUGCAGCCCAGCCCAGUCAAUCAGGGCCACCGAACCCACCUGCUCUACUUCCUUCCAAGAAAAACUCCCCUCAGGCCAGCCCACCUGCCAAGAUUAAACGGCAACAUGUCUCUCCUAAAGAUGAACCUAAAGCCCCAGCAGAGCAAGUUGGGUCUAAAAUACCACGUCUGGAGAGUCCUUUGCCCCCUCUACCAGUCUCCCAACCCCCAGAUCGUAAGGCUCCGUCUGCUGUCCCUGUGACUCCAGUUGAAGCAGAGCCGGUUGCGUCAGCUGAACUGGACCCAGCACAGGGUCCAGCUCCUCCUCUGCCGCAGGGGGCCCCACCCCCUCUACCUCACCGCCCGCCUCCCCCUCCCCCCUCCAGCUACAUCAUGGGAAUGUCCACGUCCAGUUCGUACAUGUCAGGGGAGGGAUUCCAGAGCCUGCAAUCCAUGAUGAAGACCGAAGGGCCUUCCUACGCACCCAUGCCCCCUUCAUAUGGCCUACCUUACCACCCACAUGUCUAUCCACACCCAAACCCCCCACCUCCUGGCCCUCCACCCCCAGCCACUUACCCCCCUCCAAAUCUGCCUCCACCCACUCCAUCUUAUCCCCCGCCAGGCUACAACCCCAGCUACCCACCUCCACGCAUGCCACCAGGGCACACUGUGCCCCCUCCGGUAAUGGGGUAUCCCCCUCCGCCCGUUCCGUGGAUGAGAUGAGACGUGAUGGAAAGGUGGAGGAGAAAGUGUUUCAAUCCCAUACAUUUCUUCUUUCAUUCAAACAUGCCGUCUUUUGAUUUAAGCCCAUGAUAUGUGCCUGUCAAACUGUUUGGAAGUAUACUACUCACAGUUUGUAUCAGGAUUACAUAUGUUCUGAUGCAGAUAUCACAUCAGGGCACAGGUGUUGUAGCUGCCAAAGUGUUUUGUGGUUGAAUUGGUGUGUUAAAUCCAUGAAGCUUUAGGGUUUCACCGUUCUGCAGAUUUUCUUCGCCAGUAGUCUAAAUUAAAGGAAUAGUUCACCCUAACAUUCUCAUUAUUUACUCUUGUUGUUCCAAAUAUGUAUGCUGUUAUUUUUUUCUGUCAAACACAAAAGGAAUUUUGUUUUAAUUUUUACUCUGCUCUUAUCCAACAGCAGUGACCAUGUAUGCGCUCCAAAAACAAAAACAAAAAAACAUUAAAGCAUCAUGAAGUUGUCCAUACGACUUUAUAUAAAAUCCAAAAAAUAACUGCACAAGAUUUGGAAUGACAUGAGCGUGAAUAAAUAUUGACAGUUUUCAUUUUUGGGUGAACUGUUCCUUCUAAACCAUUUUCUCAAUUCACAUCAGCACUGACAUUCCAAACACCUUUCAGUGAAUGAAUGAGAAAAUCUUGGUUUUAUAAAUUAUUUAUUUUGUAAUAUCCUUAGGGAAUGUUUUUUCUUCAAUGUAAAUUCUUCUCUUCCCCCUUGCUUUGGUUUUUAGUUGCUGUGUUGCAAAAUUAAUGUGUUUCUGGAAAAAAUAUACCACAAAUUAUCCUUAGUCUUUUUUAUUUAGAUGUGUUUCUGGCAUCUUUGGCUGAUGUAAAGUCAAGUGAGUCCAUGAAUGGUCACAUAGUAUCAUAGUUUUUCCAUAAGUAUGCUGUGCCCAACCACCUUAUGUUCACUUGUUGAUUUUUUUUUUAGGCAGUUAAUAAAAAUACUUUUUCCCUCCUUUU